AUGUUGUUGGUAGAGAUUCAAAGUCUUUACCAUGUUCUGUGCGCCAAGAAUGAUGAAUGUUGGACACAGGGAUUUCUGGCUCUCGUUACUGGUGAUGCUGGUGAAAUCCGUUCAGAAGUGAAAGAACAAAUUGACACAAAAGUAGCAGAGUGGAGGGAGGAAUGGAAGGCAGGCAGAGAUUGUGCCAGAGGGAUCACUACAAUCAGAGGCACAAAUUACAAAUCCCCCCAUGGGAUUCCCAUUGAUCUCCUUGAUUGCCUGCUUAUUAUUACCACCCGGCCUUAUACAGAGGAUGAAAUUUGUAAAGAUUCUGGACAUCGAUGCCAAGAAGAAGUUGAGAUGUUUGAAGAGGCAAAGCAUUUGUUGACCAAGAUUGGUGUCUAUGCACCCUUGAGGUAUGCUAUCCAUCUCAUAACAGCUUCAUUGUUGGCAUGUCAAAAGCGGAAGCGAAAUAUUGUGGAGAUGGAGGAUAUUACCCGAGUUUACCAUCUGUUUUUGGAUGUGAAGAGAUCAACACAAUACUUGAUGGAGUAUCAGAGUCGGUACAUGUUCAGUGAGGAAGGCGAUAAAGAUGAUAUCAAUGCCAUGCAAUCUGGAGAGAUUCCUUUAGACGAAAAGACUUUUGUGUUUAUUUCUGUAUCUUGCUUUACUGACUAG
Molecule: messenger RNA, 657 nt
Organism: Prunus persica (peach)
Lineage: Eukaryota; Viridiplantae; Streptophyta; Magnoliopsida; Rosales; Rosaceae
Product: ruvB-like 2
Exons: 3
Coding region: 1-657 (218 amino acids)
Biological process (GO): chromatin remodeling; regulation of transcription by RNA polymerase II; box C/D snoRNP assembly
Cellular component (GO): Swr1 complex; Ino80 complex; NuA4 histone acetyltransferase complex
Molecular function (GO): ATP binding; DNA helicase activity
Source: RefSeq, a predicted model, not a curated record